AAACGUGCCCUAGGCAGCAAGGUAAUGAAUGACCCAAUUGCCUCCAAUUUCUUUCUCAAUUGCCUUUAAUUUCUCUCUUUCAAUUAUCUUUAAUUUCCUCUUUCAAUUACCGUUAAUCUCUCUAUUUCAAUUACCUUUAAUCUCUCUCCUAAUCUCUCUCUCAAAGUUUGGACUUUGGAGAGCAACCAGUCAUCAUUAUUUAAGAGAAACGUCGCGAACUCUUAUUUCAUGUAAAUUUUUUUUUUUUUCUCAAACGAACAAAUCAUCUAAGCGAAACAAAAUCCUUCUCUCGCGAAGACCACUCGAAACGAAUCUCGCCGGGAAAUCCAUUUUUCCCGGGCACCUCUGCAGCUUUCCGGCUCCAUUCGAUUAGGUACGCACAAGCCUGAAACCCUAAUCUUAUCGCAUUUAGGGUUACGAAAUAGAUUCCAUGAAUCUUUGGAGCCAACCCUGAUCUAGCUGGUUCUUGAAAAAUCUACAACGAGGGGUUGGGGUUUCAGUUUUUCUGGUCUAUGAGAGUUGUUAGAUUGAGUUUGAUCAAAUUAAUAUUAGCCAAUGCGAGAUUUAGGUUGAGAACUGGGGUUUCAGAGAUAUUAAUGUUUGAGUUUUUGAAUUGACGGACCCAGGGCUCUGAUUAGGGUUUGAAUAUCGGUUCAUUUCUCAGUAUCGGAAUUUGUGAUCUCUUUGUGCUUGUGCAUUCAUAUAUGAAUACAAAGAUUGGUCAAAGAAACGGGUUUCAUUUCUGCUCCUUCAAUUGUUUUGGCGGUUUGCAUUCUUGAAUUGAUGUAACUCAGGUUAGCCAGAUAUUGAACUCUGCACUUAAUUUAGAGCAUCAAUUUCAAGUUCGAAUCGAGAUUUGUGAAACGACCCAGUUUUAGUGUGAGUAACUGAUACCCUUUUUGUCGAAACUAAAAGGAAGAGAUUAGUGAGCGAAACUGAUAUAUCAUUCUUGGAGUGCUUCCUUGUUUCGAGAGCAGAUUGAUACCUCUGUCUUUGAGCGUUUUAGAGCAUGAUACAUGGCUAAAUUAUCAUUCGAUGGCAACAAGAAGGCACGAAUGAAUUUAAAGAAUCAGCCAGAUACACAUUCUAGGUCUAUUCAUGAUACAGUGAAUGGUUCCCAUGACUAUAAGAUAAAGGGUUAUUCUCUUGCAAAGGGAAUGGGUGUGGGUAAAUACCUAGCGAGUGAUACUUUCAAUGUCGGUGGUUACGAAUGGGCCAUAUAUUUCUAUCCAGAUGGUAAAAACCCUGAAGAUAGCUCCCUCUAUGUGUCGGUUUUUAUUGCACUUGCUAGUGAAGGUACAGAUGUGCGUGCGCUUUUUGAGCUUACAUUGCUGGAUCAGAGUGGGAAAGGGAAGCAUAAAGUUCAUAGUCAUUUUGAUCGAUCUCUUGCUAGUGGGCCGUAUACCUUGAAGUACAGAGGGAGCAUGUGGGGUUACAAGCGUUUCUUUAGAAGGUCAGCCCUUGAAGCCUCGGAUUACCUCAAGGAUGACUGCUUGGCCAUGCGCUGCACUGUUGGAGUCGUGAGAAAUCGUUUUGAAGGAAUAAUGCAGUAUAGUAUCUAUGUUCCACCAAGCGACAUGGGUCAGUGCUUCAAGGAGUUGCUGGAUACGGGCAGUGCUUCUGAUGUAGUCUUUGAAGUUUGUGGGGAGACAUUUAAAGCUCAUAAACUGGUACUCGCUACCCGCUCACCAGUUUUCAAAGCCCAGUUCUUUGGUUUGGUUGGAGAUCCCAACAUUGAUAAGAUAGAGAUUGAGGGCAUAGAACCUGCUGUUUUCAAGGCAAUGCUACAUUUUAUAUACUCCGACACACUACCAGACUUGCCUGAGUCGUCUUCAACAUAUUCUUGGACGCCCAUGGCUCAGCAUCUGUUAGCUGCAGCUGAUCGCUAUGGCCUUGACCGGCUGAAGCUGGUGUGUGAGGCCAGGUUAUGUGAGGAAGUCUCCACUGAUUCUGUGGCCACCACCUUGGCUCUUGCAGAGAGAUACCACUGCAAGCAACUGAAGGAUGUUUGUCUUAGGUUUGCUGCUGCUCCAUCACAUUUAGGAGCUGUUAUGCAGUCGGAUGGGUUCAGUUACCUAGAAGAAGAGUGUCCGACUAUUUUGUCGGAGCUGUUGAAGAUGGUAGCUGUCGCAGAUGAGGACUCGAGCCCAAUGAGCAGGAAGAGAGGCACCCAAUGGCUAACCCUUAGUGACUCAGGCGAUGCGAGGAGGGCAAGGCCCAGGUUGUAGAGAUGGAAGGGUUGGUUGGUGUACAUGCUUUUGGUUGUGAUGGAAAUAGGCACAUCCGUGUAUAGGGGAAGAGCUGUAUUUCUUGAUGUGUUUUUUUGGUUGGGAUUGAUUGAGCUUCACUGGAGAGAAUGGUACUUUUGUCAAUUUUGAGUCUUGGAAGGAAUGUGGGGUCUCUCUCUUCCUGAA
Molecule: messenger RNA, 2414 nt
Organism: Amborella trichopoda
Lineage: Eukaryota; Viridiplantae; Streptophyta; Magnoliopsida; Amborellales; Amborellaceae
Gene: BPM3
Product: BTB/POZ/MATH-domains containing protein
Biological process (GO): protein ubiquitination
Molecular function (GO): protein binding
Source: RefSeq, a predicted model, not a curated record